AUGUCCGUUGAACGCUCAGACUACUUGACGCCUAAGGACCAUUCGGUCUCCAGUGACGCAUCUUCGACAGAUUCGAUUAAUUCCCCAUUACAAACCGAGCCUCGUGCCCCAAUAAGGAAUUCAGUUGAAACAGGAGCUGAAGACACACUCAGAACCCUUCAGAACGCGACUGAAGCCCUGUUGCCUAUGAUUGACAUUUUGGCCGGCGUCUGUCAGGACUUAGGAGCUUUGGCUCCGUACCUGACGGAUUUAGGCCAAAUUUUGCGCAGGAAUACAGCGCAUGUUUCAAGAUCAGACAACACGAUCUUCGAUUCUGAGCCAGCGGCUUUCCACGCGACGUCUAACCUGUCCGACCCUCGCGAAUCUCCACGUGCCAGACAAAAGCCCGUCAACAACUUGACCGAUCCAUCGGCAUUCGAGAUCGUCCCGGAAAAAAAGCCUUCCAGCAGGCAAUCCGGUAAGACUGGUACUCGACUCACUUCCAUGGUGGACAGUGAGGGCUCAGAUUCCGAGUCUACGGGAUCUUCUGCCCCGCUGAUAACGAAACGACAAAAGACAAACCGGGUGCAAAGCUCUAUUCUUCAUUAA
Aspergillus affinis is the source of this 588-nucleotide messenger RNA. RefSeq lists its product as uncharacterized. The record is from RefSeq and is a predicted model, not a curated record. NCBI's taxonomy places the organism in Eukaryota, Fungi, Ascomycota, Eurotiomycetes, Eurotiales, Aspergillaceae. The transcript has a single exon. Bases 1 to 588 code for a protein of 195 amino acids.